Messenger RNA from Electrophorus electricus (electric eel), 1450 nucleotides. It is a transcript of the gene golga7, whose product is annotated as golgin A7. Gene Ontology annotation, cellular component: palmitoyltransferase complex; Golgi stack. Lineage: Eukaryota; Metazoa; Chordata; Actinopteri; Gymnotiformes; Gymnotidae. Gene Ontology annotation, biological process: Golgi to plasma membrane protein transport; protein targeting to membrane; peptidyl-L-cysteine S-palmitoylation. The record is from RefSeq and is a predicted model, not a curated record.
CCUCGUUCCUACCGGACCAUUUUCUAGGCAGAACAGACAGUCAGGCCGGAAACGGAGGAACAGCCACCAUGGCGGAGACGCACAGCUUGCAGGACCUGAGACAGCAAGCAGCCAUCGCCUCCAAGGUGUUUGUUCAGCGGGACUACACCUCAGGCACCGUAUGCAAGUUCCAGACCAAGUUCCCUACGGAGCUGGAGGCCAGGAUUGAGAAGCAGCAGUUUGAGGAGACGAUACAGACACUCAACAACCUGUAUGCAGAGGCAGAGAAGUUGGGGGGGAAGUCCUAUCUGGAGGGUUGCCUGGCCUGCCUUACCGCUUACACCAUAUUUCUUUGCAUGGAGACCCACUAUGAAAAAGUGUUGAAAAAGAUUGCCAAGUAUAUCCAGGAGCAAAAUGAGAAGGUUUAUGCUCCUCUAGGACUCCUGCUCACUGACCCCAUAGAGAGAGGGCUGAGAGUUGUGGAGAUAACCAUUUUUGAGGACAGAAGCAUUGGCUCAAGAUAAAACAUAGCAAAGGAUCCGUACUGGAUGUGUUUUUCACCGACCUGCUGGUUUCAGACCUGCAUCCCCUUCAUCGUGGUGUCAUAGUACCUGGUUUGCAUCUGAAUGUAGAUACUCAUCUUACUUUUAUUUUAAAGCUCUUCCUCGAUGUAUUUCUUUCUCCUCACAGGAGACUAAUGUAAUGUGUCCUUCAAAACAACCCCGUCCAGAGCUUUGUCAUUUCUACGCUCUCAAAAUUUGAUGUCUGUCAUAAGCAGAAUCAUUUUAAAAUUUGUAUUAUGCCAUUUUUAUAUUGCUCUUUUGGAAAUGAUUUCCUUCUCCUGUGUUCCUUAAACUGUUUGCUUUCUGCAUAUGCGUUUUCUGAACGAGGAGCAGGUAACAUGCAUUGGUUUAUCACUCAGCUGUGGUGGUGUGAUCGUGUCCUCGUGGUAAAAUCAUCCUGGGGGAUCAUUGUCAAUGCCAUAUGACAGCUGGGUUCAGAAACACUAAUGUACUCGGUGCUGUUCUGUAUUGAUGUAUAUGUUAAUACCCACAAGAUUGAUCAGUGAAGGUUUCAGAUUAGGUCACCAUUGUCAGUAUGUACCAUCUCCCAUACUCAGUUAAAACACUACAGCCUGGAUUCCUCUGGACCUAGACUCGUCUGGUUCUGAACUCAAUUACUGUGUAAAUUAUGAAAGCGUUUAAAUGAAGGUGCAGUGUGUGCAGACUGUGUGUACAUUUAGUCCAGCUGUAAGAAUGAUGCACUAAAUUAUGAUUAUUUGCUGUCCUUUUGCUCCUGCUGUGUCCUCUUAGUGAUGCUGACGUUGAACCGACCUUUUAAUGGUAGUGGUUGUGUUCAGUGCUGGAUCAUUUGUAUCUUUGUUGUAUCAUAAUAAACGGUUGUCUUUUCUUGACAAACUGGAUACAUUUCUUUAAAAUAUGUAUCUUAAUAAAUUGAGAUUUCCAUUCUU